AUAUCAUUUAUACAUAUCCACAUACAAAAGCACAAGAGAGAGAGAAAGAGAAAGAGAGAGAGACAGAAGUCUUCUAUGUCAAGAUCUAGGGUUUGCAUUCCCAUACCCAUAGACUACUGUAUAGAGCUCUAGCUAUGUCUUUCUCGAAGCCAACUCUGUAUUGGUAAGUUUGAUACAUUAAUUUCUUGCUAAGAUCUGUCCCAGCAUGGGGGAGGAAAAAACAGAAAGACAGCAAAUAGAUGACAAACUCAAUUCAUUACAGAGCUAGAUACCAAAAGGCCCUAAUCCCUAAUUAUUGCUUCUAUAGUGUUCAAAUUAUUUUGUAUUCCUAAAAGCCACAGUGUUGAUUUUGUCUCAUCUAUAUACCAUAAACCCUGUACAUAGAGGGAGCAAAGAAAGGAGAAAUAGCAACAAAGAUGGAGGAAAGUGGUGGCUGUGAGUGUUCAAAGAUGAGCCCUUCCAACCCAAAUGAAGAUGGAAGCGAAAGCGGGGAGAAUGAUGAUGAUUAUAAGCCGAAAAAUGGAGGGAGCUCGAGCAAUAAUAGCACGGUGGAAGAGAGCGAGAAGAAAUCAUCAUCAGUGAGGCCAUAUGUUAGAUCCAAGAUGCCUAGGCUCCGGUGGACGCCUGAUCUUCAUCUUCGUUUUAUUCAUGCUGUUGAAAGACUUGGUGGUCAAGAUAGAGCCACACCAAAGAUGGUUCUUCAGCUUAUGAACAUCAAAGGACUAAGUAUUGCUCAUGUCAAGAGCCAUUUACAGAUGUAUAGAAGCAAGAAGGUGGAUGAUCCGGGUCAAGUUUUAGCCGAUCAUAGGCAUCUUGUGGAAAGUGGAGAUCGCAAUAUUUAUAACCUCAGCCAACUUCCAAUGCUUCAAGGAUACAAUCCAAGCCACAAUUCCAAUUUCCGAUAUGGACAUGGAGAUUCUUCUUGGAGUAAAGCUUAUGAAAACUUGAUGAGUUGUAGGGGUCGUAGCUCAACCAACAACUAUGGUGCUGGAUUUUAUGGUACAGUGAGUGAGAAGAUCUUUGGCAGCAACUAUAACAGUUGGACUAAUUACAAUUUCCAUAGGAGAGCUUCAACUUUUGGUGAACAAUCAGGUUGGAGAACCCAUGAACUCAAAGAUGGUUUCCAGUCAUUUCAUCACAACCAUGAAUCCUUGCACAAUCAACCAAGAUUGACUCCUAUUGAUCUUAACCCGGUAACCCAUCUAAAAGCAGAAGUACUACUACAAGAGCAUAGAAGUUCUAGUAAUAGCAAUGUCCCUUCAGAAUUCAACAAAACAAGUAAUCUACAAGAGUGGAAGACCUUGAAAAGGAAAGCCUCAGAUUGCAACCUCGAUUUGGAUCUAUCUCUUAGGCUAACGUCGUCGAGGAAUGAUGACAACCAUAGAAGAAGCUUGGUGGACCACAAAGUUGAUCAUAGUAAUCUGUCUCUGUCUUUGUAUUCUCAAUCAUCAUCAAGUCUUUCUAGCUUGAAGGACGGACGUGUUGAUGGUAAUAAAGAGCAAGCUAAAUGCGCAAGUACUCUGGAUCUGACUAUAUGAAUGCAACAAUUCUAAGUGAGAUCUUGAGGUACUUGUUCCAAAUAAUUCAA
This is a messenger RNA of Quercus lobata, 1588 nucleotides long. RefSeq names its product myb-like HTH transcriptional regulator family protein. The transcript is spliced from 5 exons. The record is from RefSeq and is a predicted model, not a curated record. Bases 417 to 1538 code for a protein of 373 amino acids. Lineage: Eukaryota; Viridiplantae; Streptophyta; Magnoliopsida; Fagales; Fagaceae. Gene Ontology annotation, molecular function: DNA binding; DNA-binding transcription factor activity.